AUGACCUCAGGCGGCAUCUACAUACCCGACACCGCCAAAGAGAAGCCGCAGGAAGGCGAAGUCGUCGCAAUCGGCCCCGGCAGGCUCACCGACGACGGCAACCGCGUGCCGAUGGAACUGGCAGUAGGCGAUAUGGUCGUGUAUUCCAAGUACGCCGGCACCGAGUACAAGGAUGGCGACGACGAGUACCUCGUGCUGCGAGAAGACGACAUUCUGUUCAAGAAGUAA
Messenger RNA from Geodia barretti, 228 nucleotides. The record is from the annotation of a GenBank genome assembly. Lineage: Eukaryota; Metazoa; Porifera; Demospongiae; Tetractinellida; Geodiidae.